Babesia sp. Xinjiang is the source of this 1281-nucleotide messenger RNA. Its product is annotated as AP-4 complex subunit mu. Gene Ontology annotation, biological process: Golgi to lysosome transport; protein targeting. Lineage: Eukaryota; Apicomplexa; Aconoidasida; Piroplasmida; Babesiidae. Gene Ontology annotation, cellular component: cytoplasmic vesicle; clathrin adaptor complex; trans-Golgi network. The transcript has 7 exons. The coding region runs from base 1 to 1281 and encodes 426 amino acids. The record is from RefSeq and is a predicted model, not a curated record.
AUGAGCUGUGGAGAUAGGCUGCUGCUGCGCAGCUUACGUGGCGAGAAUGCUGGAGGAUCGGCAGAGGAUUUCUACAGCGCUGUUACGGAACGCAACGAGGACACAAGCCCUCUGUUCAAGUUAGGAGAUGUAUUCUACUAUCACAUCAAACGUAAUGGACUUUAUUUCGUGGCAACGACGUCGUUCGCCAUACCACCAGCGUUCGUAUUUGAACUUAUUAAUCGCAUUAUCGGAACAUUUAAGGACUUCUGCGGUAUGCUCAGCGAAGAAUCUUUAAGGCAGAACUUCGUACUGGCAUACGAAUUGUUAGACGAAAUACUGGAUUUCGGAUAUGUGCAAUGCACAAACACAACACAGCUGAAACAAAAGGUUUGCAAUGUGGCUGUACUCCCGAAGAUACAUACGCGAUCAAUGGGGAGACUGCGCAUUGGAGCGUCAUCAAACGCCAAAACAGUGCCCAGCGUAGUAUCCCAGCGACCCAUAACUGGCGAAGCGUCAAAAUCUAACGAGAUAUUCCUGGAUGUCUUGGAAAAAAUAUCCGCCGUACUAGGACCUAAUGACACCUAUAGGAGUAUGACAGUAGAAGGGCAGAUUCGUGUAAAGAGCUUCCUUCGUGGGAAUCCUAUGGUGAAUAUUGCACUAAACGAGGGCAUUGUGAUUAAUAAACGGCGUGGAAAGGUGCCGAACGUAGCGGUGUUGGACUUCUGCAACUUCCAUGAAUGUGUGGAUACAGGAGAGUUCGAAAAGUCAAGAGUGCUAUCGCUCUCUCCCCCUGAAGGAGAAUUAAUUCUAAUGAGCUAUCGAAUAUCUGGUAGCGCUGUCAUGCCAUUCAAGAUCAAGGCAAACGUCGACAUCGCUGGCGACACUGCAACGAUGAUUGUUAAUUUGUUUUGUACAAUGCCGCAACACGUAAUAGCAAACGUGAAACUGAGAUGCCCACUACCAUCUUCAACGACAGCAGUUGCCCUGAGCACGGUGCCUCAUGAUAGCGGUCAGGCACCGGAAUAUCGUGCAAAAGAGCAAGCAAUAUUCUGGGAACUUAAACGACACAGGGGAUGUACCGGUGUAACUUUACGAGCAUCAAUUAGCAUAUCGGCAUAUAAUUCUACGGUUUCGAAGCGUGAAUUCGGGCCUAUCAACUUGGCAUUCGAGGCGCCCAUGUUUAGCAUCUCGAAUGUUCAGGUUCGAUACCUUCGAGUGUUACAGCCACCUUCGGCUGCGCCUACGUACCGCUGGGUACGAUACGUCACGUCUUCGAACUCAUAUCUCUACCGUUUCUAG